Messenger RNA from Dalotia coriaria, 597 nucleotides. RefSeq names its product larval cuticle protein LCP-17-like. NCBI's taxonomy places the organism in Eukaryota, Metazoa, Arthropoda, Insecta, Coleoptera, Staphylinidae. Gene Ontology annotation, molecular function: structural constituent of chitin-based larval cuticle. The record is from RefSeq and is a predicted model, not a curated record. Bases 54 to 422 code for a protein of 122 amino acids. Gene Ontology annotation, cellular component: chitin-based extracellular matrix. The transcript is spliced from 2 exons.
CGGUACAAUCAUCAGUUUUCGACAUUUCGAUAAACCAACAACAUCGCAUCAACAUGAAGUACCUUAUUCUUUUGGCACUCGUCGCUGCCGCGUACGCUUUCCCACAGGAACCUGUUCCGAUUGUACGAUCGGAGAGCAAUAUUGAACCUGAUGGCAAAUAUCACUACGCUUAUGAAACCGGAGAUGGUAUCAAAGCCGAACAACAAGGUGAACCCCGUCAAAUUGGAAAUGAAGUUGGAAUCGCCGCCUCUGGUCAAUUUUCGUUCACAUCUGCUGAUGGAACCCCAAUUUCAGUGACUUACACCGCUGAUGAAAAUGGCUACCAACCCGUUGGUGAUCACAUCCCACAGGUACCAGCCGCCAUCGCUAAAGCCCUGGAAUGGAUCAAGGCUCAUCCUGAACCAGAAAACCAAAAGCACUAAAUAAUCCAUUAUUUCCAAAAUGAUAUUGAUAUAAUAUACGCACACGACUCAGGUCCACGACUUAAUUUUAAGAAGAAGAAGAGAUUUUUAUUGUGUACAUAAACUGACGAGAAAAUGUAAAUAUUGUUGAAUAGUGAUAAUGUGAAUAGAAAUAUAUCUGCAAUUUUAUUAAAAA